AACCGUUUCUACGGGACAAAGCGAAGGCCUUUUGCAGCUUUAAUACUCGAAACUUUUUGGGUGGAGCAGCAAUGCAGUUGACUCACAAACGUCACAUCCCACGUUUUGUUAGCGUUACGUGUAGCCCAUACUUGCAAGUUGAUGAAACAAGCUUACCAAUCUAUCAUACUUUCUUGAAUGAUUAUAAGUAGUCGUCUUCUUUCUCGCCACUUGAGUAAGUGCUUCUUUGUCCAAUGGCUUUCAAACAGAAGCAGAACAGUCAUGGUCUUGUUGGAAUCCUGCUCUUGGCAUUGUGCCUAUUUAUAGUUGUCAACAAUACAGUUGCAGAGUGGCUUAAUCAUGGAGCCGAUAUCGACAACAGGAGGAACGCCAAAGGAGAAAUCCUGAUAAACCCAAAGACCGUUCGGAACCUUCAACUGAAAUGGAAGUUCUUUGCUGGAAAAGACAUUUCAGCCACUCCAGCUGUGGCAAAUGGAGUUGUCUACUUCCCUUCAUGGAACGGAUACUUGUACGCAGUGAAUGCCUUAAACGGGGACCUAAUAUGGAAGCAGAACCUCGGUGAGCUAACUGGACUGAACGGAACAGGAACCAUCGUGGAUGUGUGUGUAUCGAGAUCCACACCAACUGUCGCCGGUGACCGUUUGAUUAUCGGAAUCUAUGGGCCUGCGUUUGUUAUUGCGGUCACUCGUUUGGCUGGAAAUCUUAUUUGGUCUACUCGGCUAGACCCCCGUCCUCUGGCAUUGAUUACUCAAUCCGGAACCUUUUACAAUGGGGCGGUUUUCAUUGGAGUCUCUUCACUAGAAGAAAUCCUACCAAGUACCCAAUGCUGCACAUUCAGAGGCAGCCUAGCAAAGCUAUCCGUCCAAACUGGCUCAAUUCUGUGGCAAACCUACACUCUCCCGGACAACGGCGGGAAACUGAACGGCUACUCGGGAGCAGCCGUAUGGGGAAGCAGCCCUUCCAUUGACACAGCCCGAAACCUCAUCUACGUCGGCACUGGGAACCUCUACAAUGCCCCACCUGAGGUUCUUGCGUGUCAAGCAAAACAGAAUAACCAGACCACAAAACCGAGCCAACCCGAUCAGUGCAUUGGGCCGGAUGUCAACUUUGAUUCUAUUAUGGCUUUUGAUUUGGAUUCCGGGAAGAUAGUGUGGGCCAGGCAACUAGGGGGGUAUGAUGUUUUCUACUUCGCGUGUUUAGUUCCCGGUAAUCCUGAUUGUCCAUCGGGGCCUAACUUGGACGCAGAUUUUGGGGAGGCUCCACUGUUGGUUACGGCGUUUGUGAAGGGGAGGAUAGUGGAUGUAGUUGUUGCUGUGCAGAAGAGCGGGUUUGCUUGGGUUUUAGACCGGGAUAAUGGGGAUAUAAUUUGGUUCAAUAUGGCAGGACCAGGAAGUAAGGAUGGAGGUGGGAUAUGGGGUUCAGCCACAGAAGGGAUAAGGGUGUACACAAACAUAGCCAACAGUGACAGAAUCAGCUUCACCCUUGCCCCAUCUACCCUGAAAACAACAUUCGGUGCAUGGGUAGCAUUAGAUGUGAACAAAGGGGAUAUCCUAUGGACCACAGCCAACCCCAGCAAUGACGAUUGCCAAGGCCCUGUAACCAUAGCAAACGGUGUCCUUUUUGCAGGGUCGGUAGCUUCAAACGGCCCUUUCUACGCGAUGGAUGCCAGUACUGGUGAAAUUCUGUGGGUGUACAACACCGGUGCUACCAUAUAUGGAGGGGCGGCUGUUAGCUACGGAUGUGUUUAUGUUGGCAGUGGGUAUUCCAUUGGUUUAGCAAAGUUCAAACCAACUUGGACUGCUGGAACUUCACUGUAUGCCUUCUGUGUUUUAUGAAGUUAGUCUCAAUAUGCCUUGGGGGGUUGUUGUGCUAGAUGUUCACAUUCCAUCAUAAAUAAAUCUGAUCUCCCUUGGCUAAGAUUACGAAAUUGUUACGUAUAAAUCAUAUCCGACGGUAAGUUUGGAACAAUA
Rhododendron vialii is the source of this 1970-nucleotide messenger RNA. RefSeq lists its product as uncharacterized. NCBI's taxonomy places the organism in Eukaryota, Viridiplantae, Streptophyta, Magnoliopsida, Ericales, Ericaceae. The record is from RefSeq and is a predicted model, not a curated record. The coding region runs from base 234 to 1835 and encodes 533 amino acids. The transcript has 4 exons.